This is a messenger RNA of Protopterus annectens (West African lungfish), 1748 nucleotides long. It is a transcript of the gene DPM2, whose product is annotated as dolichyl-phosphate mannosyltransferase subunit 2, regulatory. The transcript has 4 exons. Gene Ontology annotation, biological process: GPI anchor biosynthetic process. Bases 103 to 312 code for a protein of 69 amino acids. NCBI's taxonomy places the organism in Eukaryota, Metazoa, Chordata, Ceratodontiformes, Protopteridae. Gene Ontology annotation, molecular function: enzyme regulator activity. Gene Ontology annotation, cellular component: endoplasmic reticulum membrane; dolichol-phosphate-mannose synthase complex. The record is from RefSeq and is a predicted model, not a curated record.
AAUAAAUGAAGUCCCUCUGACAAAAGGCACAGACUUUGACGUGUUAUAACAGGGACUGUAGCAAAAGAAUAUCGCGAGUUGUCACGAAACCGAACUUUUGUUAUGGCGUUAACUAAGGAAUCCGCAGGAGUGGAUCAGCUGGUUGGAGUGGGCUUGGUGGGCUUCAGCCUCUGUCUCUUCGUGUAUUACACCAUUUGGGUUAUAGUACUGCCCUUUGUUGAUGAAGAACAUGUGAUUCACAGCUACUUCUUGCCACGACAGUUUGCUGUCCUGAUUCCUGCUGUAGCUGGUUAUUGUUGGUAUUAUUUAUAGGUGCCUUCAUUGCAGCUGUCUGUGGAAAGGUAGAAGACCAUCUAAGAAGUCAGACUGAAAAGGACUUGACUAUGAGAGAUGAACAUGUUAGUUCUAAGAAAUGUGGGGACAUUUUUUAAGUCUUUCUAAGCAACUUUUGGUUGACUUCUAUGCAAGCGUGUAAACUUCAAAAUAAAAAGACCAUUAUGGGACCAGGACCAACUCCACAUCACAGAGAAAGCAAGAUGUGAAAUGAUACAGCUAAACUGAUUUUAAGAAAUGAGAGGAUACCGUUUCAGCCAUUUUAAAAUCGGCAAUGAUUAUUUUUGUGAUUUGGACCGAGUAGUUCAGAGAGAGUACCUACAACAGAUUUGUAUUGCUGUAUUUCUGCAUCAGAGUUACCAGCUGUUCUCUUGUUUUAGUAUGUUAUGUGCCAUUUGUGCGACUUGUAGUAGCAGUCUGCUGUGUAUGUGUCCUGCGUUCUGCCCCAACAGCAGCACCAGUUUAAAGACACUUAAAAAGUAUGCUUUUGCUGUGUAACAGAUGCUCAUACUGUAGGUGCAAAGAGAAAUAAAAGUGUAUUGGUCUCUUUAUAGUGUACACUUUUAAACCCUCUUACAUGUAUUGGGUAAUGUUUAUAAUAAAAAUAAUUAUUGAUGGCUGUUAAGAAAUAGUUUACCAGUGUUGUAUUUAGUAGGACUGGGCUCUGUUACCAGCUGUCUUAUUUGUCUUCAUUUGAAGUUAUUUCCAAUCCAGAAAAAAAUGCAGACAACAGUGAUGUAAAUUCAACAUGGCUAUUGAAGCUUGUACAAAUCAUCUAACUCUCACCUCUCCAGUGAUGGCAUCUGUAUUCUGUAUUUCCUCCAUUUUUCUCUUUUCAGUGACUCAGUAUCUAUUCACAUUUAUGUCAGUUGUGCUCCUGAUAGAUAAACUCAUGUUUGAAAAGGAUGUACACUAAGAAAAUUUUGACCGUACAGUGGUGCAGCUAUGGAGUUUGUAUAAGGAGUUGUGGGAACAGGGAAUGAAGUUCCCAACAUGGGGAUGGAGGGAGUUUUGCUCUCCUACAGUGACAUUUAUGCAAUAUCUGCUUGGUUUGAUUUUGCAUACAAUCUGCAUAUCUUAGUUCCUAGAUGCGUUUUAUUUUGUCAGUUUGCAUUGCUUCCUGAUUGUAUAUAUGUCAGCUCUGCAUGUUGAAUGAGGUUUUCUUUUAUCAUAUGGUAAUGUGACCUUGGAGUUAGUAUAUUUAAGUAAGGGACCUGCGCCCUGCAAAAAUAUUUAAUAGCUUGGUUCACUGUUGCAUGAUCUGUACAAGUUUGUUUAUUUUUUUUUUUGGUGUUUGUUUUGCUUAUGUACUUGGGUUUGUGAGCUAAAAGUUUAGCAGUUAACUGGAAAUGUUGUUGCUAUUUGUAGUUACAAUGACUUUUAUGAUUAAAGUACUUAGUAGGUCUGCUAACUGA